AUUCGGGGACGGUAGAACGAGCGGUGUAGAAGAGAGGGAAAAUGGGGCUUUUGUUCUCUUCCCGAGCCAAACCCGCCGCCGCCGAGGGCGACUCCCACGUCGUCGCCAUCCACUCCGAGAGUGCCUGGAACGAUCAUUGGAAGUCCCACAAGGACUCCUCCAAGCUGAUGGUGAUCGAUUUCUCGGCAUCCUGGUGCGGGCCUUGCCGAUUCAUCGAGCCGGCCUUUAAGGCCAUGGCAGCCAAGUACACUGACGUGGUCUUCGUCAAGAUCGAUGUCGACGAGCUCUCGGAGGUGUCGGAGCAGUGGAAGGUACAAGCGAUGCCGACGUUCGUGCUGGUGAAGGGAGGGAGCGAGGUGGGGAGGGUGGUAGGCGCGCAGAAGGACGAGCUCGAGAGGAAAAUCCAGCAGCUCAGGGUUUAGAAGGACGUGCUAAGGCUUUUACUUAACUAUGUAAUAUAUGUUGUGAACUUUGUUGCUGUCUCCCAUCGUUAACCCUUCUCCUUCAAUAUAAAAUACCUCUUAAAUAAAUGGGAAGAAGAACUUUUAUCGAGAUUGUCUGCUUAUGGUUUUGUUAGAGCGGCCUAUCUGCUCUCCUUUU
This is a messenger RNA of Elaeis guineensis (African oil palm), 600 nucleotides long. Its product is annotated as thioredoxin H2-2. NCBI's taxonomy places the organism in Eukaryota, Viridiplantae, Streptophyta, Magnoliopsida, Arecales, Arecaceae. The record is from RefSeq and is a predicted model, not a curated record.